AGAAACCCGCGCAGAGCCUGGAAACAGCGACUGCGCAGGCGCGGCGGCCGGGCCCGGGCAUUUUGCUGCGUCACCAGCCGCCGCCCGGCCUCGCCACCCUCGCGCGCACGCACGCUCCUUCUCCGUCCUCGCGCCCCUUUCCUACACUUUCCUCCUCUCCCGGGUUGAGGCAGCCGCUCUCCGCGCGGUGCAUUCUGGGCAUCGAGGCCGCGACCGGGCAGAGACCGCCGGAGAAGAGUCGACUCGCCAGCCGCCGCCAGCGAGGCCCGCCCACCCGUUCGUCUGGCCCUCCGCCCCGUUCACCAUGCAGCCUGCUUCUGCAAAGUGGUACGAUCGAAGGGACUAUGUAUUCAUUGAAUUUUGUGUUGAAGACAGUAAAGAUGUUAAUGUAAACUUUGAAAAAUCCAAACUUACUUUCAGUUGUCUUGGAGGAAGUGAUAAUUUUAAACAUUUAAAUGAAAUUGAUCUUUUUCAUUGUAUUGAUCCAAAUGAUUCCAAGCAUAAAAGAACAGACAGAUCCAUUUUAUGUUGUUUGCGAAAAGGAGAAUCCGGCCAGUCGUGGCCUAGGUUAACAAAGGAAAGGGCAAAGCUUAAUUGGCUUAGUGUGGACUUCAAUAAUUGGAAAGACUGGGAGGAUGACUCUGAUGAAGACAUGUCUAAUUUUGACCGUUUCUCUGAGAUGAUGGAUCACAUGGGUGGUGAUGAGGAUGUAGAUUUACCAGAAGUAGAUGGAGCAGAUGAUGAUUCACAAGACAGUGAUGAUGAAAAAAUGCCAGAUCUGGAGUAAGGAGUGUUGUCAUCGCCUGGAUUUUGAGAAAGGAAAAAUAACUUCUGC
Molecule: messenger RNA, 835 nt
Organism: Mastomys coucha (southern multimammate mouse)
Lineage: Eukaryota; Metazoa; Chordata; Mammalia; Rodentia; Muridae
Gene: Ptges3
Product: prostaglandin E synthase 3
Exons: 8
Coding region: 305-787 (160 amino acids)
Biological process (GO): prostaglandin biosynthetic process; protein folding; chaperone-mediated protein complex assembly
Cellular component (GO): cytosol; nucleus
Molecular function (GO): protein-folding chaperone binding; prostaglandin-E synthase activity; Hsp90 protein binding
Source: RefSeq, a predicted model, not a curated record